Odontomachus brunneus is the source of this 3374-nucleotide messenger RNA. RefSeq lists its product as uncharacterized. Lineage: Eukaryota; Metazoa; Arthropoda; Insecta; Hymenoptera; Formicidae. Gene Ontology annotation, biological process: arachidonate secretion; phospholipid metabolic process. The transcript is spliced from 6 exons. The record is from RefSeq and is a predicted model, not a curated record. Bases 620 to 1699 code for a protein of 359 amino acids. Gene Ontology annotation, molecular function: A2-type glycerophospholipase activity.
CCACGUUGAUUUGCGUCGCAUCACGUCAUCUUGCCUCACCUCACCUCACCAUACGUCACGUCACGUCACGUCAUAUCAAAUCACAUCACAUCACGUUACGCUAAAUACUCGAGUAUCCCGUUGCAUUUAAGAAGGAACAAAAAUAAAAACAAACACCCAAAUAGAGAGAGAGACAAAGCGAGCGAAAGUAAAGACUACGAGACAUUCGAAGAUUUGAGCCAAACAAUCACGUGACUUAACCGUUCGCCGAUUUACCGUUUGUCCUUUGCCCUGUCCUUUCGCGUUUUCAACUGGCGCGAUAUCUUAUCUGUAUCCAAUUGUGACGUUGCAGUUUUACUCCACAUUGAUAGCGCUUUUUAUCCGUCGAGAAAUCUCAGUCAUACAAAGAUUAUUUUUACUGAUUUAAAAAAAAUUUCAAAAAAAUUAUUAUAUAUGUCGCUACUUUUCGCAAUAAAAAGACACAAUCGUGAAUGAAAAAGCAUAAACUUAAUAAAUGAGAGAUUACGAAAAGCUCUACGAGCUCUUUCUUCAAUUUGACGUCGACGUUAUGUGAGCGGCAAAGGAACAGACAUAUGGCAUUACUCGAAUCCAUCGUGCUCCAAGAUCCAGAAAGUUUUAUAUGUCGGAAUCUUGGACCGUACAGAUGAGUGUAUCAAAGAGGUACUUGAUGCUACUACUGCUGUUAGCAUUAGGAUUGAUUCUUACGCAACCGUGUGUCGGAGCUUCGCCACGAGAAGGUACAUAUUUCGCACGAUCGACGAACGUUUCAUCCAAAUUCAUCGGAACAUCUUCCAGUCAGAAUAUAUCGGUCAUCAGGAUCUUGUCAGAUGGACGAUUGGAACGAAUCAUUCGGUGGCCUGGAGUCUGCGCCAAAGAGACUGUCGUUAAUUGGGGAGACAGGAACGUAACACUGCGACAAGUUUGGCUUGAAAAGUCAAGCAGAAAGCUGCAAUUGAUACACACCGGUGAAACUCUGGCCGAUUGCAUCGACGAGAGGCUUGUACCGUGGGACGACAGCGAGUGUUUACCUAGCUCCCGCAACGUCUAUUACUACGAGUACGGUGACGGUGACAAAGUGUCGAUCGAGGUGUUCCAACUAGACAAGGAUGCUUCGAGGAUACCCCAUGACCUCCUCUGGCUGUUGUCGACGUCGGAGCUCGAUCGUUGGUGCUAUCGUGCGAGAAUGCGUGUACGAGGUCGAGUCGUGGGAUUACGUCGACAUAGGAAAUACGCGAGAUCGACAAACGAUCGAAACUAUCGAAAGCAAAGUCGGGGCCAAAGUCGGAGCCGGAAUCGAAGAGAUCUAUUCAUGAUGCCAGGGACGCAAUGGUGCGGCCGCGGUCACCGUGCUACUAAAUACACCAAUCUAGGCGGCUUUGGCGUAGCUGACGCCUGUUGCCGAAAACACGACACAGCUUGUCCUGUUUUCAUACCGGCGUUCGAAACGCGUUACGGUUUUUUCAAUUGGGGAAUUUCGAGCAUGAUGCAUUGCGCCUGCGACGAACGAUUCCGUACGUGUUUGAAGAUGGCUGGGACUGCAUCGGCGGAUUUCAUAGGCAAAAUCUUCUUCGACGUGCUCCAAACUAAAUGUUUCAUUUUGAAAACGCACAAGAUAUGCUUGCAACGAAAUCAGAAGAACAAUUGCGUGCGUCACGAAUAUCGAAAGCAAGCCUAUAUACGAGAUAACGUUCCUUAUUAAAUCAAAGAUGCGUAUAGUAUCUUCUUCCGGAGAUGUAUGUCAAUAGCAAUUCUCAGGGAUGUAUUUUAAUUUGUGGUAUACUAGUGAAUAUGUUAAGGAGAAGGAGAAAGCGAAAGAAAAGAUGCGACGGCAAUUAUUCAAUCGUCAUGCUAUAUCAUCGAAAGUGCAAUCUUACGAUGAUUGCUAAUGCAUUGUAAUCUUCUCGACAUAUAAGCUCGGGUAAUACCUACGUCGGUACGUUGAUGUGUUCUUACACGCACACACGUACUCUCUCUCUCUCUCUCUCUCUCUCUCUCUCUCUCUCUCUCUCUCUCUCUCUCUCUAUCUCUCUCUCUCUCUCUCUCUUUAUUUUUUCGAUCAAGUUAGAAACCCAUCAAAUAGUCACGAUUGCGAGCCAUAGGCUUGUAUAGUAACGUAUCGAUUUUAUGACAAUGGUUGGAUGACAAUGAUUUAAUCUAGGUGUAAACAGUGAUCUUCCAUUAUAUUCUUACUCGAUGGAUAAAAGCAUAGUAAAAGUAUUAAUAUUUUUUUCUAAAUCCUUCCUCUCCUCAUCCGUUGCAAUCGUGACGUCUUGUGUGCUAUCAUUUCGGCUUCCGUCAUAACUGAUACAAGUUCAACCAAUGCAAUAUAGCGCGCAAGCGAGCUCGUGAAUAGUGCCUCGCAAUCGUGACCAUUUGAUACGCUCCUGACUCGAUCAGAAGAAGCGUGUACAAACGUAUAUCCAUACAUAUGUACGACAAUACAUAUGUACGGCUAUAUAUAUGUCUUACAACUUACAUUUAUUCAUGUAACGUUUAUUCAAAUAUCUUUUCUGUAAAUUUGCGUCUCUCUGCACAUUUUUCUUCCAUUUGUAAAGCUAAAGGUAAUUCAACAUGUCCGACAAAAGGUCGACAAAAAUCGAAAACUUAACUGAAAUUAUCUUUUCAAGCAGUUAUCAGUAACGAAAGAGUAAACGACGCAACUUAUGAUCGCUUUUAAUGAGCCACGCUCAGAUAAAUUGAUAUUUCUCGUUUGCUCUGAAAUAGAUUUCUAAAGCAUGAUCUGUGCGUAAGAGAAUCAUCGAAAAAAAAUUUACGGUUUGCGAAAAGUAACUACACUUCUCAUACAGAACAAAUAUUCGAAAUACAUCUCAUGGAUAUCCUAUAAAUAUCGCGAUAUCUAUAGGAUAUCCAUAAGAUGUAUUUUGGAUAUUUGUUCUGUAUGAGUUUAUAAAUAUAUUAUAAAAAUGAUUUUCGUUCGUACACUUUCUCGUCCCUAAUGUCUAGCCGCAAAAAGCUAUACGACGUAAGUAUCGACGAGCUUUAUAUGUAUCAUUUAGAACUAUAAUAUUUGAAUUUGAUCGAAUUUGUUAAUCUUUAGAUAUCGUUAGUGUAUCUUCUAGUUAAAUAGUACUAGCUACAAUAGCUAUUAUAAAAGAUAUCUGCUCUACGUAUCUUUUCAUAACGUUUUAUAUUAUAUUAGAGAAGCAAUAGAUUGGUGGCUAUUUCAAGUUUCCGUUUGUUAAUGUAUCGGAUAUCUAAUUUUUCAUUAAACCGUUAUUUAUAGAAUACGCGUGAAACAAUCUCGCGGAUAUCGAACAUAUCAAGGAAAUCCCUGAUUAUCGAUAAAUGAUCGCUAUAUGUAUUCACAUUACUACACGCAAGUUGCAUAUAAAAUAAAAUUUAAAUAGAUAUAA